AUUUUUUAUAAGAAAUAAAAACAAAGAAUUAUUUAUAUUCAUAAAUGAAAUUAUUUCAAAUUCUGAAUUGAAGAAUUAUUUUCACAGUUACAACUAAUUGGGAAUAUAACUAUUUCUAUGUGAAAAAAAUACCAUUAAAAUAAUUGUUCUUUAUGUAAGAUCCAUGUCAAAAUCAUAAGAGUGACAUUUCAACCUAAAGCAAUCUACUAAAGUGUCUUGAUACAUCCAGGUCUGCACAUCGUACAAACAGUAAAAUGAACAUAGAUGAUGACUACGAAGAUUCAGGAAAUGAAACUAGCGGCGAUGAUGUUGAUUUUGCAAUAGAUGGUGAAAGUUCGGCUAACAAGGAGUUGCAAAGUUAUGAUGAUGAUUACCAGUAUGAAGUCUUAUCCACGGAAGAUAUUGUACAACAUAUGGUUGACUGCAUCAAAGAGGUAAAUAAUGUAGUUCAGAUACCUUCAACAUCAACCAGAAUAUUAUUGAAUUACUUCAAUUGGGAUAAAGAAAAGUUAAUGGAAAGAUUUUAUGAUGGUAAUCAAGAUGAAUUAUUUAAAGAGGCUCAUGUUGUAAAUCCAUUCAAAAAAUUAUCUGUGGCUCCUAAACCAAAAGUAUCUAGAAAAUUCUUAGGCAAUGAAGAAUGUGAUAUUUGCUUUAUGACAUGUUCCCCAUCAGACAUGACAGGUUUGGAAUGUGGACAUCGGUUUUGUUAUCAAUGUUGGAAUGAAUAUUUAACAACCAAAAUAAUGGAAGAGGGUGUUGGUCAAACUAUUGCAUGUGCAGCUCAUAAUUGUUCCAUUUUAGUAGAUGAUGAAACUGCAAUGAGACUGUUGCAAGAACCUAGAGUUAAAUUAAAGUAUCAACAUCUCAUAACCAACAGCUUUGUUGAAUGUAAUAGGUUAUUACGUUGGUGUCCAAGUCCAGACUGUACAUAUGCAAUAAAGGUAGCUUAUGUCGAUUCGAAACCUGUAGCUUGCCGUUGUGGUCACGUCUUUUGUUUCAUGUGUGGUGAGAACUGGCAUGACCCUGUAAGGUGUCAGUUGCUUAAGAAAUGGAUCAAGAAAUGUGACGAUGAUUCUGAGACGUCUAAUUGGAUAGCCGCUAAUACAAAGGAGUGCCCUAAAUGCAAUGCAACAAUAGAGAAGGAUGGUGGUUGUAAUCAUAUGGUGUGUAAAAACCAAAACUGUAAAGCAGACUUCUGUUGGGUAUGUCUGGGGCCUUGGGAACCUCACGGUAGCUCCUGGUAUAAUUGUAACAGGUAUGAUGAAGAUGAAGCCAAAGCUGCGAGAGAUGCCCAAGAAAAGUCUCGUGCAGCAUUGCAAAGAUACUUGUUCUAUUGCAACAGGUACAUGAACCAUAUGCAAUCCUUGAAGUUUGAACAUAAGUUAUAUGCUGCUGUCAAAGAUAAAAUGGAAGAAAUGCAGCAACAUAACAUGAGCUGGAUAGAAGUUCAAUUCCUGAAGAAAGCAGUAGAUAUUUUAUGUCAAUGCAGACAAACAUUGAUGUAUACAUACGUCUUUGCCUACUACUUAAAAAAGAACAAUCAAUCAGUGAUUUUUGAGGAAAACCAGAAGGACCUAGAAAGGGCGACUGAAUUACUUAGUGAAUAUCUAGAGAGAGACAUAACUCAAGAGAAUUUAGUAGACAUCAAGCAGAAAGUACAGGACAAAUACAGGUAUUGUGAUGGUCGUCGAAAAGCUCUUCUUGUACAUGUUCAUGAAGGGUAUGAAAAAGAUUGGUGGUUGUACAGUGAAUGAAUGAAAUCACUGAUAUGGAGUGUUCCUGAAAAGUUAUUCAUGCUCAUAUUUGGUUAUACAAAAGUUUCAAUCAAGGUGCUUUGUCUUUAAAUCUCAAUAAAAAUCUUUUUGGGCUACACUCUACUCAGUUUCAUUUCUUGAAAUUCUGACAACAUUAUGUAAAUGUUGUUUGUCUCUUAGUUUGAUAAAAACUCUGUACAAGAAAUAAACCUGGAUUUUAAAAACUGCAUUCCUUUG
Messenger RNA from Harmonia axyridis, 1991 nucleotides. RefSeq names its product E3 ubiquitin-protein ligase arih1l-like. Gene Ontology annotation, cellular component: ubiquitin ligase complex; cytoplasm; nucleus. NCBI's taxonomy places the organism in Eukaryota, Metazoa, Arthropoda, Insecta, Coleoptera, Coccinellidae. Gene Ontology annotation, molecular function: zinc ion binding; ubiquitin conjugating enzyme binding; ubiquitin protein ligase activity. Gene Ontology annotation, biological process: positive regulation of proteasomal ubiquitin-dependent protein catabolic process; protein polyubiquitination; ubiquitin-dependent protein catabolic process. The record is from RefSeq and is a predicted model, not a curated record. The transcript has 5 exons. Bases 255 to 1754 code for a protein of 499 amino acids.